Molecule: messenger RNA, 2012 nt
Organism: Cottoperca gobio
Lineage: Eukaryota; Metazoa; Chordata; Actinopteri; Perciformes; Bovichtidae
Exons: 5
Coding region: 646-1698 (350 amino acids)
Biological process (GO): circadian rhythm; regulation of DNA-templated transcription
Cellular component (GO): nucleus
Molecular function (GO): DNA binding; DNA-binding transcription factor activity
Source: RefSeq, a predicted model, not a curated record
UUCAACAUAAAACAGGACACCAAAGAACAAGCAGAUCGUUACAGUCAACCAUACAGCCAAUUUAAGCAUUUUAACAAGACACAUUUUCUGUAGCACCACUGGCACCUUGUGAGGCUCUAAUGAUCAUUAUAAACAGAUAGAAUAGUUGGGACAGUUCAUAUUAGUACGGUGUUAUCAUGCCAACUGAAUGCAUGUACACCAGUUACCAGCAUGAUAGCUCAUAACAGUUUUAUUCAGAUUAAACGAAAAUAAUCUUCCUAUUGAAAUUGAAAUUUCCCAUCUGAAGAGAAGUAGGAGGCAGGACUUCCUAAUCUGAGCAACAGAGCGUGUCUGUUACACAUAAAUAUAGCUUGGUGAAUACGGCUGCAUCCAUGCACUGUUCUGCAGACAAUGUGCAGAUGAUCCUGCGAAUCGAUGUGCAGUACAGUCAAACAAGAACAUGAAGUUGCCGAUCAGUUUCCACAGUAUUAAAACAAACAGCACGAGGAAGCAACGCGAUUGGCUGCAUGCUUUCUGUAUAUGUGCGCGCCGCCCAGCAGCCCUGCUCUCUUCAGCACCGCUGAUUGUGAUUGAAAGAAGCUCUCAAAGCCGAUCCUGUCUUCCAAAUCAUCCCACAAGUGUAAUCUUUUCAUUCAGUCUCGUGCCAUGUCCACUGCUGACGGUCCGAGGGCCGCUGCUCCGUGUCAGCCCUCCUCCUCAGUGGAGAGCAGCGGCUGCAUGGAGCCCGAUCCCGACCAUGAACUCCUCUUCCCGGUGACACGCUCCUUCCUGCUGGCUCGACGUCUCCUGAAUUUACAGGCCUACCGCUGCCACGUGACACGCCGCAAGAGGGAGAUGAUGCCCACCGAUAAGAAAGAUUCCAGCUACUGGGAUAAGCGACGCAAGAACAACCAGGCAGCCAAGCGGUCCAGGGAGAAAAGGAGGCUGAGCGACAUGAUGCAGGAGGGUCAGCUGCUGGCGCUGAGUGAGGAGAAUGCGCAGCUGCGGGCUCAGGUGCUCAGCCUGCAGUACCACGGCAGCCUGAGUGCAGAGAAGAGCAAAGCUGCUUGUGCAACAUCCACCGCAUCUGUUUCUACUUUGCCCGCAUCACCUAGACCUGCCAUCUUCCAGCCAGGACUCUGGGGUAACAGCAGGAGCAAUGCAUCUUCAGUCCUGAGUGCGAGGCAACAACAAACAGACAGCCACUUAUUUGAGGCCAAUGUUCCUUACUUUAGCUUUACUCCCCAAAGUUUACACAAUCGUGGCACACAGAAAGGCAUCUUCCCCCUCUCCGGGCCCCGGGUCCUUUCUCCCCGAGCAGUGUUGGAGGGCGGGAGGUCAGUGGAAGCAGAGAUGGAUGCUCAGCGACAGGUCUCCUCCAGCGAUGACAUCCACAACUCCACCGAUGCAUCUUCCAUCCGGGCAUUUCUGCCCACACCUGACACACUCCACCAUGCCUCCAUCCUGUCACCUGGAAAUUGGCUGAUGCCCCAUCUGAAUCACCCGGCAGUGUGCAAUACAUUUCUGCUGCCUUGGCGGUCUUCCUACCUGGCCCCACCGGCUGUCUACCCCGGCAUGCCUCUCUACAUUCAGGAGAGACAAGGCCAGAGUGUCGGUGUGGAAGCAGACAUUCAGCUGGGGGGAUUCAAGAGCCGGUUCAGCAGAGCACCGGCUGGGCUGUCUCAACUCGGGAUGCACCUCAGUCCUGAUGGACGCUAACAGUUUGACUGUCACAUCGUUUAUUACUGAACAAAGCUUAGCCCACUUUAUGUUGUGAUGCUUGAAGUCUUGUAAACAUGUAUUUCCAGCUGUUUAAAUGGCCAAUGAGGAGGCAUAUUGAAAACAGAAACAAAAUACAAUGUACAGUAUUCCAAAGUGAGUAUAUUUACCGACAUAUAAUCUGCGUGGAGAAUAUUUUUAAUGCAGCCUCAACUGUCUGACUGUGUGUGGUUUCAAAUGUUUGUUUUCUUUUAUAAAUUAUAUUUUGAUAUAUAGAAUAAAUAAAUGAAAAAAAGUGGGUUGAUGGGAGUUAA